Molecule: messenger RNA, 2040 nt
Organism: Lemur catta (Ring-tailed lemur)
Lineage: Eukaryota; Metazoa; Chordata; Mammalia; Primates; Lemuridae
Gene: TMEM221
Product: transmembrane protein 221
Exons: 3
Coding region: 198-1073 (291 amino acids)
Source: RefSeq, a predicted model, not a curated record
UUAGGCGUCCCCGCUGCGGCGGACCAGCACCUCGGAGCCCUAGUUCGGCGACCUCCGGCACAGCCCCUGAACCUUCAGACUGCGGCCCCGCCCCCCUCGGGGACCCCUGGGGAGCCUCGGACGCCCCCAACGCCCCUGCCCCCUAAAACCACUUUGAUUCCGCGACUGCCCCCGUGCCCGCCCCGAGGACCCCAGCCAUGGCCCGGUCGUACGGCGGCCGGGUGCUGGCCGCGAUGACCCUGCUGGGCAUCCCGGCGGCCGUGCUGGCGGCGCUCGGCGCGCAGCUGCUGUUCCAGCUGCAGGCGGGCCGCACCGAGCUGCGGGGGCCGCGCGCCGACGGGCUCGGCCCCGAGCAGGGCGCCGGCCCCGGGCUGCUGGAGGACGCGGCCGGGGCUCUGCUGCCGCUGGCCGCCGCGCUGGCCGCGCUGGCCCUCGUGCUCGCGCUCACCUGUCUGCUGCUCGCCGCGCUGUGCGGCCACCUGGGCGCCGAGCUGGCGCGGGGGCCUGGCUCCGGCAGGUCUGACUGGUUUCUCCACGACUGCCGCCUCCUCAGACAUAUGGCCCUUGGCCUUUUCUGCUGCGGGGUCUCCGUCUACUUAGCAGCACUGUCCAUCUAUGCCUUGCUGCUAUUCGAGAUUGAGACAGGCGCAGCGGCUGCCUCCAUCCUGGGCUCAGGUGCGCUGGUCCUGGUGGCUGUGCUGACCCACGCUCUGCUCCGGGCCGCUCGGGCCCCCCGCCGUGGACUCCAUGAGUUGUCCCCACCAUCCUUUGAAGACAACCUCACCCACCCUGCUGAAGUCUCCAAGGCCAGCCCCAGAGCUCAGCCCCAGCAGGGUAGCCAUCGCCAGACCCCCUAUUCAUCCUGCCCAGAGACUGGGGACCCCCUCAGGCCUGUGGUCACUGCCACAGCACCUGCAGCCCUGGGUGGAGGCUGGGAAAGCAGGCUGCCUGCAACCCGGAUGCACCAGACACUGUCAGCCAGCAUGGGGCACUGGGAUGGGGUUACCUAUGAGAUGCGUAGUAUGCUGGGCCACAGGCCAGGAGGCACAGGGAAGGACUCCACACUGGUGUGAGCGCAGAGAUUGGGGAUAGGAGCCUGGUGUAAGGCAGGAAGAAAAGGAUCCCAUAGAGAUAAGUCCAGGUUCAGCUGCAGUAGCAAUAGGACUUGACUUUUUUCUUGGUUCAAUGCAUCCCUGGGUUUUGUCCUCAAGGUUGCCUCCUGGUGCAAAAUGGCUCCCAGUGCUCCAACCUUCACUUCCUCAUUUGGAAGGAAAGGCAGAGGACAGGACUAGUUUGAUGUCUUCUGAAAGUCUUCCUGGGAGGCCUUGGAAACCUGUUUAUAUUUCACUGGUCAGAACAGAGCUACAUGGCCACACCUUGCUGCAGGGGAGGCUGGGAAAUGUGGCUAUCUAGAAUGAAUGAGGUUGCAUUAUAGGCAGGAGGGGAGGGUGCAGCUUAGGCAGCGAAUCUCUAAGUGUCUCCAUCCAUUUUACAGAUGAGGAAACUGAGGCCCCAAGAGGGCAGUGACUCACCAGGAGUCCAUGACCUGUACUGAGCGUCAGAGCCAGGACCCCCACCCAGAUCCUGUAACCCCCAAGCUGCUGACGGUGCGUCUCAGAUUCUGCGAUUCCCCACUGCGCCCCCCACAGUAUGAACGUUUCAAACCCAUGUUUGCGGAGCUCACAGCAGCCCAAGGCCAGGGGUGUGUCUGGAGGGCUGGACCCAGACUCCUGGCCAUGGGCCUUUGGCUGAGGGCUUUGCCACUCUGUGCCUCAGUUUCCUCCUCUGUAAAAUGGAGACAAGAAGUGGCCCCGCCUCCUAAGGCUCCCAGGAGAUGAAUGACUUCAUGUGAUCCAUUCUGGGGGCCUUCUCACAGUAGGUCCUCAAUGCAUGUCAACUGUUUCUGUGCUGCUGUGGCUGGGGUGCUUGGUGGCAAGACAUUGCCCUGCUGGGCAGUUUCUGGGGCUCAUAGAGCUGACAGAGGGGUCACCAGAGGCUUCCUGUCUUGCAUGACCCACAAAUAAACUCCGAUGCUUACUA